AUGGCUCCCCUCUUCGCCUCCUGCCACGCAUCCCACGCGUCCCUCCUACUCCUCUCCCCCAACCCCGCCGCCGCCGCGCGUCUGCGCGUCGGUGGCCUCCGAGUCAGGCGGCCCCGCCGCCUCCGCCUCCCCGUACGCACCGCCGCGGGAGGCAGCCCACUCGACGCCGAGAUCCCCGACCCUACAGUCGACGACGACGAGUGGGGCCGCGAGCCGCCCGCUUCCGCGCCGGGUUGCUCGCGCCCCGGCGUCACCGACGAGUGGGGCGAGCCGGGGGUGGCCGAGCCUGAGCAGCCCUCCGGCGCCGACACCCCUACCAACGACGACGAGUGGGGCGGGGAGCCCACGCCGACGCCGCCCAAGGCGAAGGAGGCUCCGGUUACGAAGGAGGACGAGGGGCGGGAGGAGCUGAAGCGGUGCUUGGUGGACACGGUGUACGGCUCCGGCCUGGGCCUCAAGGCGUCCUCGGAGGUCAGGGGGGAGGUCGUGGAGCUCGUGGCCCAGCUCGAGGCUGCCAAUCCCACGUCCGCGCCCGUCCAGGCGCCAGAGCUCGACGGAAACUGGAUACUCCUGUAUACAGCAUAUUCUGAGCUUCUACCGAUUCUGCUUGCCGGGGCAACACCAUUCACCAGAGUUGAUAAGAUAUCCCAAGAAAUCGACUCGAGAAGCAUGACAAUAAUUAAUGCUUCAACUAUUUCGACUCCAUUUGCUUCCUUUUCAUUCAGCGCAACUGCUUCUUUUGAAGUCCAAACUCCAUCAAGGAUAGAGGUCCAAUUCAAAGAGGGGAGCUUCCAGCCUCCUGAGAUAUCAUCAUCGGUAAAUCUACCUGAACAGAUCGCCAUAUUCGGACAGAAGUUCAGCCUAGGGCCUGUUAAGGAGCUGCUGGAGCCUUUGCAGCGAGCAUUUGCUAGCAUUGCAGGGUCCAUCUCUGGGCAACCACCCCUCAAGGUACCGAUUCCUGGCGACAACAAGGCCAAGUCGUGGCUUUUGACAACCUACCUGGACAAAGACUUGAGGAUUUCAAAAGGCGAUGGAGGCGGCGUGUUUAUUCUUGCCAAAGAGGGGAGCCCUUUACUAGAUUAA
Triticum turgidum subsp. durum (durum wheat) is the source of this 1083-nucleotide messenger RNA. Lineage: Eukaryota; Viridiplantae; Streptophyta; Magnoliopsida; Poales; Poaceae. The record is from the annotation of a GenBank genome assembly.